Prinia subflava (tawny-flanked prinia) is the source of this 2106-nucleotide messenger RNA. It is a transcript of the gene NUDT2, whose product is annotated as nudix hydrolase 2. Lineage: Eukaryota; Metazoa; Chordata; Aves; Passeriformes; Cisticolidae. Gene Ontology annotation, molecular function: bis(5'-nucleosyl)-tetraphosphatase (asymmetrical) activity. The transcript is spliced from 3 exons. Gene Ontology annotation, biological process: ATP biosynthetic process; AMP biosynthetic process. The coding region runs from base 1046 to 1492 and encodes 148 amino acids. The record is from RefSeq and is a predicted model, not a curated record.
CCGGAUCCGGAAGCAGAGGCGCGCACGGGAGGUGGUGCUUGCUCCCUAGGCUGGCCCCGGGGCUGUGGGGGCCGCAGCGGGGGUGUUGUCCUUGCGGCUGAUCAGGAGCUAAUGGAAGUGGUUGAAGUGGUUGACCUGAAGAGCUGAGCGUCAUCCAGAGGCGUGGUUGGUGGUGAAGGGCUCCGUGCUGUGGUUUCCCGUGUUGGAAGCUGGAGGUGUCACGCUCUUGGCAUCCCAGGAAAAUACAGUGUUCUGUAAAGUUAUCUACUGAAAGAUGCCUCUCUGUCAGAGUGCAAAACUGCCCGAAACUGGAAAUCGGCCAGAUUUAUAACAUGGAUUACACAUUGCUUUCCCUCUUUUUCUCUGUAGGACUGCUCAUGCUGGCUGCAUAGCUUAUUGCUGAUAAUAUUCAUCACUUAUGAGAUAUGUUCCUUAUUGUUUCCAUCAAAUCAGUGCUUUAUACACGUGCCAAGAAGCUUUUAGUUUUGUAUGUCAGCCUUAUGUCUAGGCGAGACAGCAGAGAGCCUGUUCUUUGUCAUUCAUUUUCUCAGCUUUGCCCCUGAUAUCCUGAGGAGUCAGUGCUCCAGGAAAACUGUCCAGAGUAAUUGUAUCUAUAUGCCAGUUCCAGUAAUGUUGAGGUAUUACCUCUGCGCAGGGCCUUUGGAGUUUUGCAGUGGAAAGGUUUCAGAGUGUUAAUCCGUGGCUCUCCUUUUACUUUUUUUCCCUCUUUUCCAUUUUUUCCCCUGCCCACAAUAUGGUUUGUAAUCUAUCAGCUGCAAAGAAAUUACAUGUAGGUCAUUUUUCAUGGUUCUCGAUGACAUUAAAAAAAAAAAGCUUUUAUCUAGGUUCCUGCUUUGGUUUUUAAAAGGUGCUUUUUACAACUCAAAGGUAACUAAUAAGAUACAAUUUAAUUCUGUAGUAACUUCGGAGGGGUGGACAACUUUUUUACUGUGCUGAGCUGUGUUUGCUGCCUAAAUACAGCUGGUCUGUGUGAGCCCCGUGUUUUGUGCUGUUUCACAGCUCCUGGUGUGGCUGGCAGAGGGGAAUGGCUGUGAGAGCUUGUGGCUUGAUCAUCUACAGGAGGCUGCAACCAGCACCAUCCUGUAAGGUCUCUGACAGCAUCGAGUACCUCCUGCUUCAGACAUCCUACGGGACCCACCACUGGACCCCGCCCAAAGGCCACGUGGACCCAGGGGAGGAUGACCUGCAGACAGCCUUCCGGGAAACACAGGAGGAGGCUGGUCUGCAGGCCAGCCAGCUCACCCUCGUCGAGGGCUACAAGAAGGAGCUGCACUACCCUGUCCAUGGCAAGCCUAAGACUGUUGUGUACUGGCUGGCAGAAAUGAAGGACUGCAACACAGAAAUUAAGCUGUCCGAGGAGCACCAAGCUUUCCAGUGGCUGAAGCUGGAGGAUGCCUGCAAAUUUGCAGAAUAUGAGGACAUGCAAGCAAUGCUGAAAGAAGUGCAUCAGUUUCUCUGCUCCAGAAAAUAAGUGUUUUUGUGAAGUAUAAGGGGAUUAUUGAGGAGACGGGUCUGGUUUUUAUGUUUUAAACUGGAGAAAGCAUUAUAUGGUUGCAGAAAUGUAGAUUUCUUUUUUUUUUUUUUAAUCUGUAGAAAUUCAGUGAGGAUACAUGGAGCUUUCAAAGAGAUUGUGCUUUUGUCUCCUCUAGCUAGCACAAAAAAGCAUAGUCUGAUUGAACCAUAAGCCAGAGAUGUCUGAAUUGAAGCCCAAAGCUAACAAAAGACUUCCUCUGUCUCCUUUUUUUUUUUCCUGUUUUUUCCCUUUCUUUUGCUUCCUUGAAGUGCUGAUCUUUUUGAAAAAUCAAACACUUGAUACAUCUUGACUUGCUGAUGUAAAGCUAAAGAGUUGAGAAAAUGAGCAUAUGGGGAUUUUUAAUAACAAAAUGCUUACUGCAGAAGUCACAUCUUGAAUUUCAGAUGAGAAAGCAGUAGUUCUGUUCCCAACUUUUUCAGUGAUAUGCAGUGGUAACUUGUCAGAUCAUUUCAGAUCCUUUUUGUUUGUAUCAUGAAUUUAUGUACAUCUCUAAUGUACUGUUGUGAGAAUAUUUUCUAUCCAGAGUCGUAGUAAAUGGUUGAGGUAUGGUA